Messenger RNA from Zingiber officinale, 456 nucleotides. RefSeq lists its product as uncharacterized. The transcript has a single exon. NCBI's taxonomy places the organism in Eukaryota, Viridiplantae, Streptophyta, Magnoliopsida, Zingiberales, Zingiberaceae. The record is from RefSeq and is a predicted model, not a curated record. The coding region runs from base 1 to 456 and encodes 151 amino acids.
AUGGAAGUAUACCUGAAGACUAACUUCGACCAGUGGUUCAACAUCACCAAAGGAUACAAGGCGUCAGUCGACCACAACACCAGAACUCCAAUUAAUUUAGAAAAUUGGAAUUUGGAGAUGAAGAAGAAGGCCCGAAGUGACUUCAAAGCGCUCAAUACAAUUCAAUGUGGUCUAACGGAGGAGGAGUUGAACCAUGUUGGACUACACAAGAACGUAAAGGAGUUGUGGGACGAGUUCAUAGAACUACACGAAGGGACCAACGAUGCAAAGAUAACUAAAAGAGAUUUAUUUUUAAAUAAGCUAUUUAAUAUCAUAAUCCAAGAAGGAGAGACUGCAAAUCAGUUGCACGCAAGGAUCAAGGACAUCCUCAACGGGCUCCACACAAUUGGCCAUCAGAUGGAGAGCCAAGAUCUAAUAAGGUAUGCUCUAAAUGCAUUUCCUCUAAAUGCACUGUGA